UUUGGGCUUGAUUUUCAGAUACAGCAAUUCAGAAUAUCAUUUUGGAUUCCUCUUGGUUCAAGUCUACUAGGGGAUUAUGUGCUUAUAUAAGUUGCGAGUCCCUACAUGAAGUUGAUACAUCAAGAAUUCUGGCAGAGGUUUUAAGCGAUAUGAAUGAUGGUGAAGAAAAGAAAAGGCUUUAUGUUCCACGUGUGGAGGAUAAGAAUAGUCAUAUGCAGAUGCUCAAAAUCUCAAGUAUCAAAGAUUUGAUAGCAAAUUCAAUGAAUAUUUUGGAGCCAUCGCCAAUAGAUGCUGAUGGAAGUCAACGUGAAGAUGUUAUGCUGGCAAGUCACCCUGUUGACGUUUUCUUGGUACCUGGAGUUGCAUUCGAUAGACAUGGGCGACGACUAGGCCGUGGUGGAGGCUAUUAUGAUGUAUUCCUGACGAAAUAUCAGGAGCUAGCAAUGGAGCGAAGGUGGAAACAGCCUCUUCUAGUUGCACUUGCAUACUCCGUGCAAAUUAUGGAUGAUGAUGUAAUUCCUGUCACCCACCAUGAUGUACUUGUUGAUGCUCUUGUCUCCGCAUCUGGUGUCAUUCCGAUCAGCCCUGCAGCCAUGGACAGGAUGUGACUGAAUGCUUCAGCCCUUUCAUCUGCCUUUUCUGUUUUCCCUUACAGCAUGUGCAAUACUUUCACUGCUUAAUUUCUGGACCUAUUGAAAUAGAUAGAAUUGAUGCUUUUAAGCAUCGUUUUUUCAGCUGAGAAUCAGUUUGAUUUUGUAUCCUCUUUUUAAUUUAUCUGAUGUGAUUGGGAGACUACCUUCUGUUAGCAUGUCUGUUGUAAUUAUUUAUAACAUCGAUACUUGUUUGUGUUUCUUGUGCCUCCUAUAGUAUUUUAUUAUCAAAUGAUGAAAGAUCAAAGUAUAUUCUGGUGA
This is a messenger RNA of Phoenix dactylifera (date palm), 911 nucleotides long. The record is from RefSeq and is a predicted model, not a curated record. NCBI's taxonomy places the organism in Eukaryota, Viridiplantae, Streptophyta, Magnoliopsida, Arecales, Arecaceae.